AUGUCCAUUAUGGUAAGCAGCCUUCAUGAAAAUGAUUGGCCGUGCAAACUUGCUCCCAGGGGACUGGAUUGGGGAGCAGCCACCAAAAACGCGAAUGAAGGGCAAGUCUGUUUUGUGGCAUGGGCAACAGUUGUGGUAGGGGAAGGUGCAGCAGUAGGUUUUUGGAUCGUGCUCACAGGCUUCUUGCCAAAGUCAAACUUCAGUGGUGCAGGUGUGGAUGGGGCAGAAGUUGGGGCAGCAUUGCUCGAAGUGGUACUAAAUAUCGAUGGUGGGUUAGCUUGUGUCGAUGUAGAUGUUGGCAUCAAGGAAGGUGCAGGCGUCGACGGUGCAAUUGGCUUAGUGAAAAAGUCCAGUAUGGAGGGUGUAGAUGACGUGGUAGGUGCAGUGGUGGUGGUUAUUUGUGGAGUAGAUGAGGUAGGGAAUAGGCUGGGUUUAUUGGCAACAGGAGCUGAGGGUACCUGA
Molecule: messenger RNA, 462 nt
Organism: Suillus bovinus
Lineage: Eukaryota; Fungi; Basidiomycota; Agaricomycetes; Boletales; Suillaceae
Exons: 2
Coding region: 1-462 (153 amino acids)
Source: RefSeq, a predicted model, not a curated record